Molecule: messenger RNA, 1615 nt
Organism: Cylicocyclus nassatus
Lineage: Eukaryota; Metazoa; Nematoda; Chromadorea; Rhabditida; Strongylidae
Source: the annotation of a GenBank genome assembly
AUGCUGGAAACACUUAAGAUUUGCAUGCAGGGAGAUCCUUGGUGUGGCUCACGCAUUUUUUCCCAUUUUCAAAGAAUGGAAGGGCAAUCGCUUGAGCAUGGACUGGCACAGAAGCUGAUGAUUAUGGAGAACGCUGCGGCUAAAGUGGCAACUUUGCGAGCACAGCUCAGAACAAAUGUUGAUCAGGCGCGUAAAGAGGUGAGAGCAGUAAUGUCACAGCAAAUGAUGCUUCUUCGUGCGCGCGAGCAAGAGUUGUUGGAUGAGUUGGAUGUUAUAAUGAAUCACAAGGAAAGCAAGUUGGAGCUACAACAACAGUCAUUGUACAGGAAUAUCUGGGAGUGUAAGCAAGCCCUCGACAAGAUCCGAGGAAGCGGCUCGUCGGCGGAUGCCAUGCAAGUGUUUUCGAGGGUUGGACAUGUUGAAUUGUCCUCGAGAGAGUCGGCCCAUGUUUCGUUCGAAUCCGAUGCAAUCGGAUUACGCUCGAAACUUUUAUCGUUUGGUACGAUUCGAACGUCUUCAAGACAUGAUCAGGGCAAUUACACUACACCUGGCGAAAGCCUUCCCAUGGAUUUUGAGGAGUAUGAUGAUGCGUUGAUGGCGCAUAAGUCUGUUUUGCGAAUGAGAUCCAACCCCACGAGUUCGAGUAUGAGCAGGCAGCAAGUGGAAUCAGUAACAAAAUGGCUAAAGAAGAUUCCAUCUGGUCCUGGAGCUCUUGACGCUGAUGUAUCAACUCUUAUGGCAGAAUUCGACGUCAUCAAGAACUCGUCUACACCAGAAGCUGAAGUAGAAAGCACAGACUCCGCAUCCUCAUUUGACAUCAUUGCUCCUAAAGAUGGUAACGUUCCGGAAACUCCUGUCGAAAAAGUGUUGAGUGCUGAAUUCCUGAAUACGCUUCAACAGCCGUUAUCAUCGUGGCUUAUGCGUAUCAUGCCCAGUGAACACAAGGCUGCUACGGAAACGGCAGUCACCACUCCUGUGGAGGAAUCGCCACGCUCGAUGAAACGUCCACAUAGUUGUGGAGAAAUCCGAAGAUAUGGGUUCCAAAACGUCAUAAGCAGUGUCAACGCAUCUAGCAACGACUCUUGGAUUCUCGAGUCGGAACCAAGCAAGAAAACGCGUACUGAAGAAAAGGCGGAAAGUAGCAGUACGGGAAGUGUUAAGACAAGCAGGCCUGAGGACGCAUCAGUGAGUGAACAAGAGGAAACUCAGAAUGACCCACCAUUCAACGAGUCCGAGUUUAUUUCGCACUUAUCGAGACUGUUUCUUUGCAACUCGACAUCAGCUCCACAUGGAACUGCAGAUAAGCCGAGCACUCAGGGGAUUGAUUUGAGCACUGUUCUGGGCUGGAAACAAGUUUUGGAUAGAAUUGAGCAAUCUGCGCCCUACUGGCUUCAGGACAAGAAGCAAUGAUUUUUUUUCAGUUUUCUCCAGUUCUGGUCUCAUCCCUACUAAUCAAUAAUCUUUGUGCAUUCUAGGUUUGUCUAUCUAAAGUGAAUCUAAGUAGCUGAAACAUCUUGAUCGUUCUGCUUAGAAUUAGCUCUGUGGUUUUAUAGUCAUUAUGACAAAGCAAUCGACUCCUUAGGAAAUCAGAUCUGUGCUAGUUGCCCUUCUAACA